AUGGUGAAGGUGGAUGUGAGAAGGGAUUACUACGCGGAGCUAUGUAUUGAUAGCCGUGCGGAGCCAGAGGAAAUCAGAAAACAAUACAGGAAACUCGCAUUCAAAUACCACCCCGACCGAAACCCAGGAAGAGAAACAGAGUUCAACUCAAAAUUUCAAGCACUCCAGACCGCCUACGAGGUUCUCAAUGACUCUCAGUUACGAAGCAAGUAUGAUACGGACAGAAUCCGCGCUGGCUAUGGAAAACACUAUAGCUCUUCGCGGGCAACUGCUACCCCUAGGACACAAAGUUCGGGAACUCCAUUUGCUCCCACGCCUCCGCGAAGAACGCCAACAAGCACUGGGAACAAGUCUGGCUAUCCCCCCACAGGAUCGUACGCUCCUCCACCACCAACCUCUGGGGCACAGAAAUGGAACAACUACACGAAACCUGGCGCUUCAAAGUGGGAUAAGGUAUAUGAAGACGCAAGGACACGAGCUGAAGCGUAUCAUGGAUUUCAAAAUAUGAAACAUAAUUCCCAUCCUGCUGGUGGAUGGACGAAUUUCGACCCACGGACGGGACGCUCAUCGCAGGAGGCAGGGCGGACUGAAAAGCCUCCCACAGCGAAGGCACAACAAGGUCAAAGACCUCAUUCUGCAUAUGAAUCUUAUUUCAAUCCACAGAAGCAGACAGCCCCUCAAAGAUCACAGACAACUAAGAAAAGAAAUGGAUUUGCUCCCGGAACGCCUGGGGGAGAUGAACCAAUGGCAAAGAGUACUUCAGCCUAUGCCAGCGUUUCGAGAGGUGAGAGGGCUCAAGCCUCAAAUCCCUUAUUUGAACAAGCGCCGUCGCCUACGAAGAAGAAAUUUACCGGCGAUUCGAACCCUUCUUCAAUGCCGAAUUUGGAAAGGACUAGCAGUAGAUAUGCUACCGCUGGCGGGGAGAAGACUUAUGUGUCGAGUGCGGGCUUGGGGUUUACCAGCAGCGCCCGUACCCUGUUUGAAGAUCCCGGGCCUCGUCCUCGAACAAAUCCACCGAGUCCAACUGCUACUCCAGUUGGAGGAAGGCAUCACAGCGAGAGUCCUAAGCUGAGACCUAGUCGUAACCAUGCUUUCACUUCUUCCCCUACCUCGAGUGACUCGGAUGAGAUUCUCCCCACUUUCCGCCCGAAGGCCAAGCCGCGUACAAGAAUUCGCAACAAGGGAAACGCCAACGCGUAUACGAACUAUAACAAAGGAUAUAGCAGUGGCGACACCUCUUCAGCAUGGGCAAUGCACCCCGAUUCAUGGCUGUUCGGUGAGACGAAUAACGGCCAUAAAAAAGCGCCUGCAAAGGGUAACCGCGGGGACUUUGGUGGCUGGGGAACGGAUCCCAACAGUUUCCAUGACGGAAUUGAAUCAGACAGAAGCAGCCGCAGAAAAACUGCGGAGCGCGCGUCGAAGUCGUUCAAACAAUUUUCUAGUAAUGCCGACAGUGAUGAAAAUGCCCGAAGGGAGACGGGAGUUCCAGCUUCUAAUGAGGGCCGCAAUCCCUCGUCUAGUAAUAUUUUCGGUGCGAUCAACGUGAAUGAAAUCCAUAAGACAACGCCAAAAAGCAAAAGCCACGACUACAUUAACACUAGUUUCUCAGCAAAGGAAUGGAGUGGCACCUUUGGGGAUGGCGUACACUUUUUCACUCCUGCAUCGUCUAGCAGCUCUGCAUUUGUCUCGAAGACAAUACCAACACGAGGUAGAACUCUGAACAAGCCUGGCAUAUCCUCCCAUUUUCAGCCAUCGGACUCUUCACAGACUGCAACCAAUCCCAGCGCAGAUCGUGCUUCCUCUCAACCACUUCCACCGUUUGCAGAAGCGAAGUUUUCAGCUGAUCAUUGGGCAGAACUCCUCAAAAACAACGAAUGGACAAUUCCACGCCCCGACGCAUUUCAAUCGCAGCAAAUGGACUCUCGCCGUCACAAGAGCCCCAAGAAACAAAGCAGGCCUUCGAAACGCCACGCGGUUCCGCGACCGGCGACUGUGACAUCAGAAGCUGAAGAGGCGGCAACGAUGUACGCGUCUGGUGUGCAAACGGCUGAGAAUACCAUGAACGGAGCUGCUGAAGCGAUGGAUAUUGACGAGACAAUACCUUCCGCAGGCCUCCAAAAUAUACCAACCGCGACUCCAAAGGAACCAACCAACUCCUCCAAUGUUAGAAACCCCCUUGCUUCUAACACAGGUCCCGAUCUUCUCGAUUUAACGGACAUUGGGCUGGUUAACCCAUUCACCGCAACUAAUAGUAGCGGCAUUAACGACUUGAAGGACUUAAAUACUACUCUUCCGUUUGAUUCUCAGCCCGAGUCGAUUCGAACACGUAUUAAACCAAAGGAUCUCUCUCUACCCAAACCACCCAAAGUUCCGACUGCUCCUAAGUUUACUGUCAAUCCGGGGCUUCCGGGCAUGAAGCCAGAACAAAUUCUCGCUCGGGGAAUGUGGGAUCGGUUUAUGACCGAUAUGGCGGCGUAUAUGAACGAAUUCAAUCGGUUUAAUCGAACCAUGCUUUCCCAUUUUAACUCGAGACAAAACUCCGUUGAUACAUUGCUAUCACCAAAUUGGAUGAGUGCUAGAGGUGACAGUAAUCGGUUGAAUCUGGAUGGGAAUCAAUGCCCUGCGGCCGGGGAUGACGAAGACGAAAGCAGCGACGAGAACAGCCUAAGUAAUACUGGGAAAUUUGGCUUUACUGCCUACGUGCGUGGAAUGGAAGAAGACUUUGUUGUUCGUCAACACUGGGAAAUCGCGUGGGAACGCCAUCGUCAGAGUAUCUUGGAGCUUGGACGCCUACGUGCCUGGAUUCGAGAAGGUGCAAAAAGGCAGCUGGGUUCGAAUGCCGAAUCUUUGAUUUAA
Molecule: messenger RNA, 2856 nt
Organism: Uncinocarpus reesii 1704
Lineage: Eukaryota; Fungi; Ascomycota; Eurotiomycetes; Onygenales; Onygenaceae
Exons: 3
Coding region: 1-2856 (951 amino acids)
Source: RefSeq, a predicted model, not a curated record